Messenger RNA from Fomitiporia mediterranea MF3/22, 2683 nucleotides. RefSeq lists its product as uncharacterized. Gene Ontology annotation, molecular function: DNA binding. Gene Ontology annotation, cellular component: nucleus. The record is from RefSeq and is a predicted model, not a curated record. The coding region runs from base 110 to 2119 and encodes 669 amino acids. The transcript has 2 exons. Lineage: Eukaryota; Fungi; Basidiomycota; Agaricomycetes; Hymenochaetales; Hymenochaetaceae.
AUCCACCGCUCAUCCAUUCCAUCGCAUUCAUAUCCCGAGGGCAUGCUCACAGCGUGAACUCGCUGCUCAUAUCUUACGCUCUCCAUUCUCCUUCGCCAGCAGUUCGCCCAUGGCAGACAACCAGGACCAGAUGCAACACACGCCCUAUCACUUCGUCCUCGACGGCACCGGUAUCCCUGUGGACAGCAUCGACAACAGCCCACACGGUCAUCCAGACCAGAUCCAGAGCAACGGCCAAGGACACGAUCAAAAUCAAGCGCAGAUGUCGCCGCUGAACAGCGCCAACGCCAGCGCGACCCAUCCUAAUCUCAUGUACCAUCCCUAUGCUCAUCCGCACCAUCCGUCCUUCGCGUCUACGAUGCACCAGGGCUCACCAAACGCGCAUAUGGGCGAGCCUCGCCAGCUCACGCUCGAUCCCGCACAUCUUCGCACGUCAUCCGUCGGGCCUAGUCGCGUUAUAACGCGUCGUCAAGCUCGUAUGGCUGCAGCGCAUUCAAACACGUCUCAGGAUGUUCAUGCUCAGCAGCGAUUCGACGAGAAUUUCGCAUUAUUUAGCAGCAGCGCCAAUUCUGCGGGCGCGCAGACGCCGAGCGCUUUUCAAGUAACCCCGCAGCUCACAGAGCCUAGCAUUGGUCUACCCGAUCUCCAGAUCAGUCAAAUCACGAUACCGAAUGCUUCUGCUUUGUCCCCUCAGCAUCCGAGUACACCUACAUCCGUCACCUCGUCCAACUUUUCCCAUUACGGCUUUCCUCAACACGCAGCUAAUGGGCACUCACGCUCGGCGAGUAGCUCAACAAACCAGCGAUCCACGUCGCCAGCUGCGAGCGUCGUGUCCGCGGCGACAUCGCUUUCGUCGGGAUCAAACCCAGCGUCGGGUUGUUCCCGCCCUCCCGUGUCAUCGAGCUCCACACGUCGCGUGUCCGUCUCUUCGUAUAGUGGUAUUACCGAUACUGUCACGUCAAAGCCGAAGCGGCGCUUGCAGAACCGACAACGUAAGGAGAUCUGCCAGUAUUAUCUCGAGCACCCGAAUUCGCGUCAGGAAGACAUCGCUGCACGUUGGGGCGUUGAGCGGUCCACCGUCAGCAAAAUUCUGAAGCGCAAGAACUACUGGAUGGCUUGCAAGGACGGUGAUGAGAAUAACCUAGCAAAACACCGGCCUCCAAAGUUCGGAGCCAUCGAGGCAAAGAUGGAGUCAUGGCUGGCCGAAUGCCGCGAUUCUGGCACACCUAUAUCCGAUGCAAUGAUACGCGUCAAAGCUCGUGAAAUUGCUCGUAGCGUCCAUAUCUCCGAGGACAAGUUCAAGGCGUCCGCUGGGUGGAUCGAAAACUUCAAGCACAGGCUGAACAUCAAGAAGGGCCAGUGGCUCGGUCUUCCUGAUCCCGGUUCUUAUACUCCUGACGACACGGACGACGAGCGUCCACUUCUAGCGGAUAAGUUUGAAGAAUUCAGACGGAAAAUGAUGCUCCAGAAUGUCGAUGAGCAGCUGCGUCUCUCUGGAGCUCUUGGGGCCGAUAUCGCAGGUCCGGGCAUGGAUCUAGGUAACCAGUCCACAACGCUUGACGGUGCUAGAGUGUGGGGCCCAACUCUAGGAUUUUCCUUCGGCAACGAUGCAACCCCGAACGCAUCGAACAUCGACGGUCAUAUCAACGGAAUGGCCAACAAUGCUAACCGCAAUGCUCAGGACCCGCGUACGCCGCUCAGUUGCCAGACAUCUACACCCUUCACGCCCGGGGGCAACCUUCUCCAGCACCAUGUCGCUGCUACCCAGUCACCGUGGCUCUCAAACAGUGGAUCGUCUGUCACAAGCUUCAUGAGUGGCACACCGAAUGUUAGUACGCAGGAAGCGAAUUCCGCGAUGGAGACUUUGUUGCGCUUCCUCCAGAUGCAGCCUCCCGAGUUACUGAGCGAGCAGAUAAAGAAUACCGUCAUGGACAUCAAGCACAUUAUCUGGGCAAGCGGUCGCACAGCGACGACGGCGACUACCGCAGUAAGUUCUACACCUCCCAACGGUUCUCCAGUCGUUGCUGGAGGUGAUGGAACCACCAACCCUGGCACGGGCACUGCAGUUUCAGGGCUCGUCCCUGGUGCUGGUGAACCAGUCCCAUCAGCUGCAUCAUGACGGUUGGCGUAAAACGAGUUAAACGGUGCUCUCUUAUGCAAGGACGAGCACUCGAGCGUCGCUGCAUCUCUUUCUCCUUUCUUCUGAUCGCAAGGGCUGAUGGUUACGCUUCUUGGACCCUUACACUCAUGUCUCCUGCAUGUUUCUUAUUUCAUUUCAGGUUUGUUACCACAAUGCGUCUCAUCAUUUUCAUCGCUGUUUCUGUUCUCUCAAUCAAUCAUCUCUUUUCUGCGAGUUCCUUCGCCAUCUAUGUCUUUCCAUUAUCAUCAUGCAUACAUCUUCUCUUUCCUCUCGAUUGCAAUUCUAUUGUCAUAUAGCAAGUUACGCUACGCUGUCUAUUUACUGCUUACGUCUCAUUUUUGCUUCUCUUCCAAUCGUCUUGUUCUUUCUUUCUCACACCGCUUCACUGUGUUCUGCUGUGCAUUCUUUGUUGCAUUUAUGCUUACAAUCAUCUUUUUUUCCCUUUCUCUCUUCAAUCAUAUGCUUUGUUCAUACUCAAGCGUCUUGUACAAUAUACAGGCUUUUAUCAAUCCCAUAUCCUCAUAACCCAUAUCCUCAUAUCCC